GGCACUUGUAGGGUUGGCUCAGAAUCUUCCAGACAGUACGUUGGGUGACAUGGUGCCUCUCAUCGCGGAGGCCUUAGCCAUGGGCGUCAAAUGCUGCUCAGACACUCCUCCAGAGGACUGCAACAGAGAUGCGGUGAGAGACACCUAUCAUCUCAUCAUCCUUAUCACACCUCAUCAUCCUUAUCACACCUCAUCAUCCUUAUCACACCUUAUCAUCCUUAUCACAUGUUAUCAUCCUUAUCACAUCUCAACCUUAUCACACAUCAUCAUCCUUAUCACAUCUCAAUCUUAUCAUACCUCAUCAUCCUUCAUCAUCCUUAUCACAUCUCAACCUUAGCACACCUCAUCAUCCUUAUUACAUUUACAUUUUAGUCAUUUAGCAGACACUCUUAUCCAGAGCGACUUACAGUUAGUGAGUGCAUACAUUAUUCAUACUUAUCACACCUCAUCAUCCUUAUCACACCUCAUCAUACCUCAUCACACCUCACCAUCCUUAUCACACCUCAUCAUACCUCCUCAUCCUUAUCACAUCUCAACCUUAUAAUAAUAAUAUGCCAUUUAGCAGACGCUUUUAUCCAAAGCAACUUACAGUCAUGCGUGCAUAAUUUUUUUGUGUAUGGGUUGUCCCGGGGAUCGAACCCACUACCUUGGCAUUACAAGUGCCGUGCUCUACCAGCUGAGCUACAGAGGACACCUAUCAUCUCAUCAUCCUUAUCACACCUCAACCUUAUCACACCUCAACCUUAUCACAUCAUCAUCCUUAUCACACCUCAACCUUAUCACAUCAUCAUCCUUAUCACACCUCAACCUUAUCACAUCAUCAUUAUCCUUAUCACACCUCAUCAUCCUUAUCACAUCUCAUCCUUAUCACACCUCAUCAUCCUUAUCACACCUCAUCAUCCUUACCACACCUCAACCUUAUCACAUCAUCAUCCUUAUCACACCUCAACCUCAUCACAUCAUCAUCCUUAUCACACCUCAACCUUAUCACAUCAUCAUCCUUAUCACACCUCAACCUUAUCACAUCAUCAUCCUUAUCACACCUCAACCUUAUCACAUCAUCAUCCUUAUCACACCUCAACCUCAUCACAUCAUCAUCAUCAUCCUUAUCACACCUCAUCAUCCUUACCACACCUCAUCAUCCUUAUCAUACCUCAUCACCCUUAUCAUACCUCAUCAUCCUUAUCACACCUCAUCCUUAUCAUACCUCAUCAUCCUUAUCAUACCUCAUCAUCCUUAUCACAUCUCAUCCUUAUCAUACCUCAUCAUCCUUACCACACCUCAUCAUCCUUAUCAUACCUCAUCACCCUUAUCAUACCUCAUCAUCCUUAUCACACCUCAUCCUUAUCAUACCUCAUCAUCCUUAUCAUACCUCAUCAUCCUUAUCACAUCUCAUCCUUAUCAUACCUCAUCAUCCUUAUCACACGCCUUUACAUUUAACAUUUGGCCAGCCCGGCCAGGGGUAGGGCCCAGGGGUAGGGGCCAGGGGUAGGGGCCAGGGGUAGGGGCCAUAGGGUAGGGGCCAGGGGUAGGGGCCAGGGGUAGGUAGGGGCCAGAGGUAGGGGCCAGGGGUAGGGGCCAUAGGUAGGGGCCAGGGGUAGGGGCCAGGGGUAGGGGCCAGGGGUAGGGGCCAGAGGUAGGGGCCAGGGUAGGGCAGGUAGGGGCCAGGGGUAGGGGCCAGGGGUAGGGGCCAGAGGUAGGGGCCAGGGGUAGGGGCCAGGGGUAGGGGCCAGGGGUAGGGGCCAGAGGUAGGGGACAGGGGUAGGGGCCAGGGGUAGGGGCCAGGGGUAGGGGCCAGGGGUAGGGGCCAGAGGUAGGGGUAGGAAUAGAAUUGGUUAUUAGGUGACUGAUGUUUCCAGACAGGGUCUGUUUCAGUUUAAACUGUUCUGAUAUAACAGCACCCUCUGCUGGCUAAACGGUGUACUCCUAUUUGUGUUGUGUGUGUGCAGGCGGACCUGUUCCAGAGCGCGGUGUGUUCCUCUGAGACCCUGGUGGAGAAGAACAAUCUAAAGCAGUGCUGUGAGAAGACUGUCGCUGAGAGGACACACUGCUUCGUGGACCACAAGGCCAAGGUAGAAUGGACCACCCCUGCCUCUGAGCCAGGUUCCUAUCUAGGUUUCUUCCUUCUGCUUCAGCUUGCUCUUUGGGGUGUAGACCGGGUUACUGGAAAAGCAAUGUAACAACUGCUGAAGGAAAAAAGGCUUUAUGGAUACAUUUGAUUGAUUGAUUGAUUGAGUGGUUGAUUGAUUGUAGAUUCCUCGGGAGCUGUCCCUCACAGCUGAGCUGCCCGCUGCAGAUCAGUGUGAAGACUUCAAGAAGGACCACAAGGCUUUUGUUGGGAGGUGAGUGUCUACACUCAACUUGAGACCGCACCAGCUAAAAUACUGUGCUAGGCUGCUGAGCUUUAAGGAAUGUUUUUUCUGGGAUUUACUGUGUGUGUGUCUUUCAGGUUCAUCUUCAAGUUCUCAAAGGGUCACACGAUGCUGCCCCCCCAUGUGGUCCUGGCUAUCGCCAAGGGUUAUGGAGAGGUUCUGACUACCUGCUGUGGAGAGGCUGAGGCCCAGACCUGCUUCGACACCAAGGUCAGGAUGUGUCUCAGAUGGCACCCUAUUCCUUAUAUAGUGCACUACUUUUGACCAAAACCUUAUGAGGGAAUAGGGUGCCAUUUUGGAUGCAAUCUCCCUCUCAAUUCAAUUCAAUAAUCUUUAUUGGCAUUGAAAGUUAAAGCACCUACAUAGCCAAAGUAAACAUUCUCUCUCUCUUUAUCAGAAAGCUACUUUCCAGCACGCCGUCAAGAAGCGUGUGACUGAACUCAAGGCCCUGUGCAUCGUCCACAGGAAAUAUGGAGACCGCGUUGUCAAGGCCAAGUAGGACAUGUCAAUCUAAAACUCUAUGGUUCUAAUUGGCUGAGAGCCAGGAGAGCCCGCCCUUGGGCCAGUCCCAUUGGUUGAUGUGUGUGUCUGUCUGUUCUAACAGGAAGCUGGUCCAGUACAGUCAGAAGAUACCUCAGGCCUCGUUCCAGGAAAUGGGAGGCAUAGUAGACAAGAUCGUAGAGACUGUUGCCCCCUGCUGCAGCGGAGAGAUGGUCACAUGCAUGAAGGAGAGGGUAAACUCUUCUCUCUAUUCCUACUUUUUAUUGAGUUAUUUCUCUUUUCGUUCCUCCUCUCUCACCUCUCGGCCUCUUUCUAUUGGAUGUCCUUGGGUUUGUGUCCCUGACACUUCCUGCCUGUGUGUGUGUGUACUCCCCUGACAGAAGUCCCUGAUGGAUGAGGUGUGUGCUAAUGAGAGUGUGUUGUCUCGCGCGGCGGGUCUGGCUGCGUGCUGUAAGGAGGAUGCCAUGGACAGAGGGUCCUGUGUUGAGGCCAUGAAGCCAGACCCUAAGCCAGACGGUCUGUCUGAGCACCACGACGUUCACGCUGAUGUAGCGGCCGUCUGCCAGACCUUUACCAAGAACCCUGAAGUAGCCAUGGGGAAGUAUGUAUUAUGCACAUACAGUGCAUUCGGAAAGUAUUCAGACCCUUUGACUUUUCCACAUUUUGUUAUGUUACAGCCUUAUUCUAAAAUUGAUUAAAUAGUUUUUCCCCCUCAUCAAUCUAAACACAAUUUUUUGGUACCCUUCCCCAUUUGGAAAAGCUGCUACACGCACAAUUCUGACUUUGUAUGGGGUGUUGCUAUUGGCUAAACGACUGUGUAUGGUCUGUCCCGAUUGGCAGGUUGAUCUAUGAGAUCUCGGUGCGUCACCCUGAGUCGUCUCAGCAGGUGAUUCUGAGGUUCGCCAAGGAUGCUGAACAGGCCUUCCUCCAGUGCUGCGACAUGGAGGACCACGCAGAGUGUGUCAAAACCGCUGUAUGUAUUAAACCCAUCUGAUAUUUCAACACUUUAUUGUCCAAGACCCCAACACCAACCCAAGACCAAUUCCCCUUUGGGGACAAUAAAGUUGAUCGUGUCUUAUCUUAUCUUCUCUUAUCAGAAGGGCUACUUACACUAUAUAUAUAUAUAUAUAUAUAUAUAUAUAUAUACAUAUAUAUAUAUAUAUAUACAUACAUAUACAUAUAUAUAUAUAUCAGAUGUGUAACCUAGCUAGUUACACUAUAUACAGUGAGGGAAAAAAGUAUUUGAUCCCCUGCUGAUUUUGUACGUUUGCCCACUGACAAAGACAUGAUCAGUCUAUAAUUUUAAUGGUAGGUUUAUUUGAACAGUGAGAGACAGAAUAACAACAAAAAAAUCCAGAAAAACGCAUGUCAAAAAUGUUAUAAAUUGAUUUGCAUUUUAAUGAGGGAAAUAAGUAUUUGACGCCUCUGCAAAACAUGACUUAGCACUUGGUGGCAAAACCCUUGUUGGCAAUCACAGAGGUCAGACGUUUCUUGUAGUUGGCCACCAGGUUUGCACACAUCUCAAGAGGGAUUUUGUUCCACUCCUCUUUGCAGAUCUUCUCCAAGUCAUUAAGGUUUCGAGGCUGACGUUUGGCAACUCGAACCUUCAGCUCCCUCCACAGAUUUUCUAUGGGAUUAAGGUCUGGAGACUGGCUAGGCCAUUCCAGGACCUUAAUGUGCUUCUUCUUGAGCCACUCCUUUGUUGCCUUGGCCGUGUGUUUUGGGUCAUUGUCAUGCUGGAAUACCCAUCCACGACCCAUUUUCAAUGCCCUGGCUGAGGGAAGGAGGUUCUCACCCAAGAUUUGAUGGUACGUGGCCCCGUCCAUCGUCCCUUUGAUGCGGUGAAGUUGUCCUGUCCCCUUAGCAGAAAAACACCCCCAAAGCAUAAUGUUUCCACCUCCAUGUUUGACGGUGGGGAUGGUGUUCUUGGGGUCAUAGGCAGCAUUCCUCCUCCUCCAAACACGGCGAGUUGAGUUGAUGCCAAAGAGCUCCAUUUUGGUCUCAUCUGACCACAACACUUUCACCCAGUUCUCCUCUGAAUCAUUCAGAUGUUCAUUGGCAAACUUCAGACGGCCCUGUAUAUGUGCUUUCUUGAGCAGGGGGACCUUGCGGGCACUGCAGGAUUUCAGUCCUUCACGGCGUAGUGUGUUACCAAUUGUUUUCUUGGUGACUAUGGUCCCAGCUGCAUUGAGAUCAUUGACAAGAUCCUCCCGUGUAGUUCUGGGCUGAUUCCUCACCGUUCUCAUGAUCAUUGCAACUCCACGAGGUGAGGUCUUGCAUGGAGCCCCAAGCCGAGGGAGAUUGAUAGUUAUUUUGUGUUUCUUCCAUUUGCAAAUAAUCGCACCAACUGUUGUCACCUUCUCACCAAGCUGCUUGGCGAUGGUCUUGUAGCCCAUUCCAGCCUUGUGUAGGUCUACAAUCUUGUCUCUGACAUCCUUGGAGAGCUCUUUGGUCUUGGCCAUGGUGGAGAGUUUGGAAUCUGAUUGAUUGAUUGCUUCUGUGGACAGGUGUCUUUUAUACAGGUAACAAACUGAGAUUAGGAGCACUCCCUUUAAGAGUGUGCUCCUAAUCUCAGCUCGUUACCUGUAUAAAAGACACCUGGGAGCCAGAAAUCUUUCUGAUUGUGAGGGGGUCAAAUACUUAUUUCCCUCAUUAAAAUGCAAAUCAAUUUAUAACAUUUUUGACAUGCGUUUUUCUGGAUUUUUUUGUGGUUAUUCUGUCUCUCACUGUUCAAAUAAACCUACCAAUAAAAUGAUAGACUGAUCAUUUCUUUGUCAGUGGGCAAACGUACAAAAUCAGCAGGGGAUCAAAUACUUUUUUCCCUCACUAUAUAUAUAUAUAUAUAUAUCAGAUGUGUAACCUAACUAGUUACACUAUAUAUCAGUCUGUGAUUAUUGCCUUGAUCUGAAUACUUGCGUUAGCUCCCCUGAGCUAAUAGUUGAUGGUUAUUGGCUUUAACUCAGCAGGCUAGCACUGUAUUCAUAGUAUUUCUAGACCAUAAUAAUGGCAUCUGCCACUUCUUGUGACAUCAUGCCAAUUGUAUGAAUGGUUCUAACCCCAGCUGGCAGGCAGUGAUGUUGAUAAGAUGAUCACUGAUGAGACUGACUACUACAAGAAGAUGUGUGCUGUUGAGGCUGAAAUGGGCGAUGACAACUUUGAGAAGAGGUGAGGGGUCACGCUUUAACACAGAUAUUAAAGGUAAUCAAAGGUCAAAGUAGAUGUCCUUCGUGUAGUAUGGGAUCAUAAACAUCACAUUUAGGCCUAACAACUUACCGACAGAUGUUUUUAUGGGUGAAUUGAUCAUUAAUUUAUGGCUUAUGAAUAAUUUAUUAAUGGUUAAUUCAUAUUUAAUAAUGACUAUUUAAUGGCUGAUUAACAAUUAACUCCUCCUCUUCCUCCACCUCCUCCUCCACCUCCUCCACCUCCACCUCCUCCUCCUCCUCCUCCUCCUCCUCCAGUAUGAUGGUGUACUACACCAGGAUAAUGCCCCAGGCCUCCUUCGACCAGCUCCACAUGGUGUCUGAGACAGUGCAUGAUGUCCUCCAUGGCUGCUGUAAGGACGAGCCAGGCCACUUCGUCCUGCCCUGCGCAGAGGAGAAGGUCUGACACACGCACGCACGCACGCACACACACACACACACACACACACAUACACGCACACACGCACACACACACACACACGCACGCACGCACGCACGCACGCACACGCACACGCACACACACGCACGAACACACAAAUGCACGCAAGCACACACACAUGUAAGCACACACAAAUGCACGCAAGCACACACACACGUAAGCACACACAAAUGCACGCAAGCACACACACAAAUGUAAACACACACAAAUGCACGCAAGCACACACACACACGAACACACACAAACACACACAAAGGUCUGACACUCACACACACACACCUCUUCCCUACCUUUCCCUCCACUAACCCCUCCCUCCACAUCUCCCUAGACAUGUCACAUCCUCUCAUAUUAAAUCACUCUACUCUUCCCAGUGUUGACCCCUCCCCUUUCUGUCUCGGUCCCUGUCACCACAGCUGACUGUGCUCUACUCUACUCUGCUCUAAUCUACUCUGCUCUGCUCUGCUCUACUCUACUCUACUCUACUCUACUCUACUCUACUCUGCUCUGCUCUACUCUACUCUACUCUACUCUACUCUACUCUACUCUGCUCUACUCUACUCUACUCUACUCUGCUCUACUCUACUCUACUCUACUCUACUCUGCUCUACUCUACUCUGCUCUGCUCUGCUCUGCUCUGCUCUGCUCUACUCUACUCUACUCUACUCUACUCUACUCUACUCUGCUCUGCUCUACUCUACUCUACUCUACUCUACUCUACUCUACUCUACUCUACUCUACUCUGCUCUACUCUGCUCUACUCUACUCUACUCUACUCUACUCUACUCUACUCUACUCUGCUCUGCUCUACUCUACUCUACUCUACUCUACUCUACUCUACUCUACUCUACUCUGCUCUACUCUACUCUCCUCUACCCCUUGACAUCUUCCUCCCUGUGUCCUCUCCACAGCUGACCAACGCCAUCGACGCCACAUGUAACGACUACGACCCCUCCAGCAUUAACCCCCGCAUCGCCCACUGCUGCAACCAGUCCUACUCCAUGAGGAGAUCCUGCAUCCUGGCCAUUCAGCCUGACACAGAGUUCACGCCCCCGGAGCUCGAUGCCAACAACUUCCACAUGUGCCCCGAGCUCUGCACCAAGAACAGCAAGGAGCUGCUGCUCGCUGGGAAGAAGUGAGUAAAAUGUAUUACCAACGCACUGUGAACACAUGGGCACGAAUUCACACACACGUAGGCAUGAAACUAACACACACACACACACACACACGAGCACGAACACACACAUACACACACUCCAACUCGUAAAAAAUUAACUGUGUGUGUGUGUGUGUCCUCAGGCUGCUGUAUGGUCUGGUCAGACAUAAGACCACCAUCACUGAGGAGCAGCUGAAGACCAUCUCUACUAACUAUUACACCCUGAAGGAGAAGUGCUGUGCUGCUGAGGACAAAGCAGCCUGCUUCACUGAGGAGGUAACCUACACUGCUCAACACUGAUCAAAUGUUCAAACCUUUUUCUUUCCACCAUAUUACCUCAGCCUGUUUCGUUCAGAGACCUUUUUUCACUUCCAAUCAUUUUUCUUUCACUUUGAGUGUUUAAUAAGAGGUGGUGUAGAACGGUAAAGGGAAAACAUUGAUUGAUUCUAACGACGGAUCCCUUUGUUCUCCUACAGGCACCCAAGCUGGUUUCUGAGAGUGCAGAGCUGCUCAAGGUUUAAGAUAUGAUUUUGAUGAUUUUAAUUUCAAAAGAUGUCUACAGUUACACCAUGGUGACCUCAUCACCUCAUCCUCCUAUCCACAACGUCUGUCAUCCACUCAUAAGCCUGUCUAUCAGUGAUCUGUGAUUAACUCAUAAGUCUUACAGCCUAUCCUCAUCAAACCUCUAUCUGUGAUGAAUCACACCACUGGUUUAUUUAUGACAGACAAAUAAUGACUCCUGUCAAAUCAAAUAAAUUAAUAAAUUCAUGUUUAAUAACU
Molecule: messenger RNA, 8445 nt
Organism: Coregonus sp. 'balchen'
Lineage: Eukaryota; Metazoa; Chordata; Actinopteri; Salmoniformes; Salmonidae
Source: the annotation of a GenBank genome assembly